CAUCAGUUGAAAUAAGAUGAUUGUCUUUGCACUAGUACUUGUAGCCAUUGCCUUGUUUUACUACAUUUACAAUGAAAAGCAAAAGAAGUUUUCCUAUUGGAAGAAUAAAGGAGUGCCCCAAUUGCCUCCUCACCUAAUUUAUGGCAACUUGACCCAAUAUAUUUUACAAAAACAAAGCUCAGCUGAAAAUGAAGCCGAAUUAUACUUUAAAUUCAAGCAAAUGGGUGCAAAACAUGGAGGUAUAUACUAUUUUGGUGCCCCUAAAUGGUUACCAAUCGACCCAGAAUUGAUAAAAUCAAUAGUGACAAGUGAUUUUCAACAUUUCCAAGCCCACUUGCCUAAGUUUUCAACAAGCUUGUUGUUUAACAACAUUUUCCAUAUGAGUGGAGACCAGUGGAGGGACACAAGAAGAAAACUAACACCCACUUUUACCUCAGGGAAAAUGAAAAUGAUGUUUGAAAUUUUGUUGCAAAAAACCAACGGCCUUAGUGAUUUGGUUGAUGAAAUGGCACAAAUCCAAAAACCUGCUGAAAUUAAAGAGUUAAUUGCUAGAUAUACUACAGAUGUUAUUGCAAAUAUUGGCUUUGGCAUUGAGUGCGACUCCCUAAAAAACAUUGAUUCAGAGUUUUUCCAAACUGGGCAAAACUUGUUUAAGCGAUUGCUUCCCAAAAAGCCUCCAACUUUGUUUAAGCUUUUAUUAAUUGCCUUGGGAAUUGGCAAUCGAAGAAGAGGUAUAUUGGAUAUAGCAGAUCUUGAAGAUUUCUUCAGGAAUAUCGUUUUUGAUGCAGUAAAGUACAGGGAAACAAAUAACGUUGUUAGGAAGGACUUUUUGCAUUUGAUGAUACAAUUGAAGAAUCAAGGUUCUAUUACUGAUUUGGUUAAUGAGAAGGAUGUUUUAAAGAAGGCUGAAGAUAAAGAAUCAAUGAUGUCAAUGGAAGAUCUUGCCGGCCAAUGCAUGCUCUUUUUCACUGCCGGCUUCGAAACAUCAUCCACAACAACUUCCUACGCCCUUUUGGAACUGGCUCAAAACCAAAACAUCCAAGACAAACUACGCACCGAAAUCAGAGAAAUCCUAAAAACCAAUAUUCUAUCAUAUGAAUCCUUAAACGAAAUGACUUAUUUGGACAAUGUAGUUUCGGAAACUCUAAGAAAAUAUCCACCUUUGUCCAAUUUACCAAGAGUCUGUACAAAAAGCUACAACAUUCCAGGCACUGAUAUUGUUUUGGAUGAAGGCACAAUGAUCGAUAUUCCUUUGCUAGGCCUGCAAAACGAUCCAGACUUUUUCCCAGAACCUCAAAAAUUCAAACCAGAAAGAUUCAAUAGUGAAAACAAACACAAAAUCUUAAGUGGAACUUAUUUGCCUUUUGGAGAAGGACCACGACAAUGUUUAGGUUUAAGAUUUGGACUAAUGCAAACCAAAACAGCGCUUGCCUCACUCAUCAACAAUUUCAAGUUUACUUUGAACCAGAAAACCUCGUAUCCACCUGAGUUUGACCCUACUGCACCAAUUUUAUCAGUAAAGGGUGGCAUUUGGUUGGAUGCACAUAAAAUGAAUUGUUGAUGCAAUAUAUGGAGCCAAAUACGGUGAAUAAAUCUACUUUCAUUGAUGCACUACAAUUUUGCGCAAUUGACUAUUUGCCAAUAAAUAUUUUUACAUAGUAAAAGGCGAUUUUGUUUAAACAACUAGAAUUUUAAGC
Molecule: messenger RNA, 1697 nt
Organism: Ceutorhynchus assimilis (cabbage seed weevil)
Lineage: Eukaryota; Metazoa; Arthropoda; Insecta; Coleoptera; Curculionidae
Source: the annotation of a GenBank genome assembly